GUCUUUCUAAUAGGAGUGGUGUGAUUCUUUGGGAAAACUUGUGUGACAAAAUGCAGGACCCCAACGAGGACACAGAGUGGAAUGACAUUCUCAGGAAAAAGGGGAUUCUUCCACCGAAAGAGGUCGCGAAAGAUGACGAGGAGGAGCAAGAAUUGGCUCUCCAGCAGCAGUCUGUCGUGAAAACGUAUGAGAACAUGACGCUGGAGGAGCUGGAUGAGAACGAAGAUGAGUUUGGAGAGGAUGAUGAGGCAGCCAUUGAGAUGUACAGACAAAAGCGUCUGGCCGAGUGGAAGUCGUCGCAGUUGAAGAACGUGUUUGGAGAAGUGAUGGAGAUCUCCGGUGAGGAUUACGUCAAAGAAGUCAAUAAGGCUGGAGAAGGCAUCUGGGUCGUGCUGCACCUCUACAAGCAGGGCAUCCCCUUGUGCGCCCUGAUCAACCAGCACAUGAGCGCGUUGGCCCGCAAGUUCCCUCAGACCAAGUUCCUCAAGUCCAUCUCCACCACCUGCAUCGCCAACUACCCCGACAAAAAUCUGCCCACCAUCUUCGUCUACUGCCAGGGCGACAUGAAGGCGCAGUUCAUCGGCCCGCUCGUCUUCGGCGGCAUGAACCUUACGCUAGAAGAGCUGGAGUGGAGGCUGUCCGAGUCCGGUGCCGUCAAGACGGAUCUGGAGGAGAACCCCCGCAAGCAGAUCCACGAUCAGAUGAUGUCGUCCAUCAGGUGCUCGCUCCCCACGCGCAACCACAACGACGACUCAGAUGAAGAUUAAGACUGCCACUCACCACUAUUUUUUUUUAUUUUUUUAAUUUCCUACCUUAUUUAAAUCACCAGCCUAAACCUCUGGCGGCCGGGUUCAUGAUCAUGUGCUCAGUCAAAUGUACAUUAAACACCGCAUUUCUAUCGACACCUUUCUUUUGACUUAAAUUUACACACAAGAAACGUUUUUUCAAGUGGCAUUUAAAAAACACUUUUAACUAGUGUCCCCC
Molecule: messenger RNA, 984 nt
Organism: Hippocampus zosterae (dwarf seahorse)
Lineage: Eukaryota; Metazoa; Chordata; Actinopteri; Syngnathiformes; Syngnathidae
Gene: pdcl3
Product: phosducin-like 3
Exons: 6
Coding region: 51-767 (238 amino acids)
Biological process (GO): protein folding; positive regulation of gene expression; angiogenesis
Cellular component (GO): cytoplasm
Source: RefSeq, a predicted model, not a curated record